AUGUCGUCUCUUACUCCUGACUUCACCCUCAACAAUGGCACCACGAUCCCUGCAAUUGGCAUGGGUUGCUGGAUGGGUAGUGUUACAGCAGGAGAUGGAAACCGCGUUGUUGAAAUGUGUGCGAAGGCGCUCAGAAAUGGCUAUCGACACUUUGACACUGCAGCAGGAUAUGGCAACGAGAAAAUGGUCGGUGAUGCCAUUAAAGCAUCUGGGAUACCCAGGAAGAGCCUAUAUAUCACAACCAAAUUGGCAAACCCUGAUCACCACCGCGUACGCGAAGCGUUCGAGGAUUCUCUGCGAGACCUUGACUGCGAAUAUAUUGAUUUAUACCUCCUUCAUUGGCCUCAAGCUCAAGCCCCAACGGGAAACGCCCAUGUUUUAGGGCCUGACGAACACCCUACUUUCAUUGAGACAUGGAAGGAGAUGGAGAAGCUGCUCGAAACAGGGAAAGUGAAGACGUUGGGGGUGUCCAACUUUUCUUGUAAAACUCUCGAGGCACUCCUCCCGCACUGUCAAAUCGUGCCAGCUGUGAAUCAAGUCGAGAUGCACCCUUAUCUCCCUCAGAACGACGUCAAGGCGCUGUGUGAGGAAAAGGGCAUCCUUCUGACGGCGUAUUCUCCUCUGGGUCGAUCGGCCACUUUGUUCGAGGACCCCACCAUACAAAAAAUUGCAGAAAAAGGCAAGGUUACACCAGCCCAAGUAGUUCUUGCUUGGGGUGUCCAACGUGGAACAGCGGUUGUCCCAAAGAGCGAGGAUGACGGGAGAAUGACAGCGAAUUUAAAUUUAAUUAAGCUCACUGACGAGGACAUGGAGGAAAUCAAUGCAAUCCAUUUACAAGAGGGAAAGCACAGGUCACUAUUGAAAUAUCACACCCCUGAAGGAACUGUUAUGGGUUGGACGUAUGAGCAACUUGGUUGGAAUAUGCUUACAGGUGGUAUCGUGUGCUCUUGAAAUAGAUACACUGGAGUACAAGAAUUCUGCGAUGAAUAAGAAUAUUAAGAAUCGUAGUCAAGAGGUGAAUAAGUCGUCAUGAGUAUCGUGAUGUCAUUAUCUGUCGUGGCUGGCAUUAUUCAAGUUACGGAGGUGGGAGGUCUCGAGCACAAGUGUUAGUGUUAUGUCUGUGGAGGUGUUCGCGUUCUCAUAGUGGUGGCGGGAUAUAUAUAUCGUGCCGCAUCUCAUGGUCAGUGUGGGUAUGUCGAGGCAGAUGCGGCUGGGAUGUAGACGUGGGUCGAUCGCACGAUGUAACUUGAUCCAAACUUCGGUGACGCGACUGACGCGCUGCGGCGUAUGUUACGUCGGCUGCUGGCGACGUGGUGACGCUGUUCCUUGGUGUAUUCUUCAUCACCAAAAAUGGUGGAGAUGGCAAUCGUGGGGGUAUUGGUCUGUGGUGACUUGAUUCAAGUGGACGACGGUAUACAACAUGAUCCUUCUCCGGCGGUAUUGGAGGGUUAUCGGUGCUUGCGACAUCGACACCCAGCCGAUCAGACGGUGCAUCCAAGAGGUGGAUAACAUCGUCAGGCCCAACCAAUCUUCUAUCCCUCAUGACGCCAAUUUCAUCCGAAGAAAGAAUGCCAAUUGUCGAGUUAAUAGAGUGACUGUUAAGUGUCCUUUUCGAAGAACUGAUGCCUCUUGUAGAUGAAGAUAGAAAAGAAUGGGCACUAUCGGUUUCGCGGUCGCGGAGGGAUCCAUUAUCAGACUGAGGGAAUAUUCGAGCAAGGAUGCUAUCAGAGCGGUGGUUGGGGGAGGGGGUCACUGGUACGCUAGCUACCCGAUGAGUCUCCCUGUGAUUGGGAGCUGACCCGCCGUUGGGCAACUCAGAGAAAUGUCCACUCUGAUUCCUGGGGUACUGCGAGCGCCUAUGAUUAUG
Messenger RNA from Laccaria bicolor S238N-H82, 1867 nucleotides. Its product is annotated as aldo/keto reductase. The coding region runs from base 1 to 951 and encodes 316 amino acids. Gene Ontology annotation, cellular component: cytosol. Gene Ontology annotation, molecular function: aldose reductase (NADPH) activity. The transcript has 10 exons. The record is from RefSeq and is a predicted model, not a curated record. NCBI's taxonomy places the organism in Eukaryota, Fungi, Basidiomycota, Agaricomycetes, Agaricales, Hydnangiaceae.